Molecule: messenger RNA, 2857 nt
Organism: Oncorhynchus mykiss (rainbow trout)
Lineage: Eukaryota; Metazoa; Chordata; Actinopteri; Salmoniformes; Salmonidae
Product: pyruvate kinase PKM
Biological process (GO): glycolytic process
Molecular function (GO): magnesium ion binding; pyruvate kinase activity; potassium ion binding
Source: RefSeq, a predicted model, not a curated record
AUAGCGACUUACUUAUUUAUCGCGGAUGGAUACGUGAUGGAUCGGACAGAAAAAUAGUUCCGGUUGAGUUUGGGAGAUCACCUUGAGCAGCUGGGUGUAAGAGAAAUACGUCAGUCUAGCAGUUGUUCAUCGAAGUAAGGACUUCUUCAAAAUCUGCCAUCAUGCCCGGUUCAAAGUCUCAAGACAUGGGCUCUGCCUUCGUCCAGACGCAGCAGCUCGGCGCUGCCAUGGCCGACACAUUCCUGGAGCACCUGUGCCUGCUGGACAUCGACUCUGAGCCCACCACCGCCCGCAACACUGGCAUCAUCUGCACUAUUGGGCCAGCCUCCCGCUCUGUGGACAUGCUGAAGGAGAUGAUCAAGUCUGGGAUGAACAUCGCUCGCAUGAACUUCUCUCAUGGAUCUCACGAGUACCACGGUGAGACCUUUAAGAAUGUGCGUGAGGCCUGUGAGAGCUUUGAGGCCGGCAGCAUCCACUACCGCCCCGUGGCCAUCGCUCUGGACACCAAGGGACCUGAGAUCAGGACUGGACUUAUCAAGGGAAGUGGCACGUCUGAGGUGGAGCUGAAGAAGGGCAACAUGAUCAAGUUGACCCUGGAUGAUGCCUAUCAGGAGAACUGUGAUGAAGACAAUCUGUGGCUGGACUACAAGAACAUCACCAGGGUGGUGGAGCUGGGCAGCAAGAUCUACAUCGACGAUGGACUCGUGUCCCUCCAGGUCAAGGAGAUCGGUGAGGACUACCUGAUGUGUGAGAUUGAGAAUGGAGGGACCCUGGGCAGUAAGAAGGGUGUGAACCUGCCUGGUGCUGCUGUGGACCUGCCUGCUGUCUCUGACAAGGACAUCUCUGACCUGACCUUCGGCGUGGAGCAAGGAGUGGACAUGGUGUUUGCCUCUUUCAUCCGUAAAGCAGCCGACGUGCACGCUGUCAGGAAGGUGCUGGGAGAGAAGGGCAAAAACAUCAAGAUCAUCAGCAAGCUGGAGAACCACGAGGGAGUUCGCAGGUUUGAUGAAAUCAUGGAAGCCAGUGAUGGCAUCAUGGUUGCCCGUGGAGACCUGGGAAUUGAGAUCCCCACAGAGAAGGUGUUCCUGGCCCAGAAGAUGAUGAUUGGCCGCUGCAACAGAGCCGGCAAGCCAAUCACCUGCGCCACACAGAUGUUAGAGAGCAUGAUCAAGAAGCCAAGGCCCACCCGCGCUGAGGGCAGUGAUGUGGCCAAUGCCGUGCUGGAUGGAGCUGACUGCAUCAUGCUGAGUGGAGAGACCGCCAAGGGAGACUACCCACUGGAGGCUGUCCGCACACAGCACAUGAUCGCUCGCGAGGCAGAAGCAGCCAUGUUCCAUCGGCAGGUGUUCGAGGACCUGCGGCGCGCCGCACCACACUCCACCGACCCUGCCGAGGCUAUCGCCAUCGGAGCCGUGGAGGCCUCCUUUAAGAUCUUGUCCUCUGCGUUCAUUGUGCUCACUAACUCUGGAAGGUCAGCCCACCUGAUCUCCAGGUACAGGCCCCGCGCCCCCAUCAUUGCUGUGACCCGUAAUGGUCAGACCGCCCGCCAGGCCCACCUGUAUCGCGGGAUCUUCCCAGUCUUCUACAACAAGCCUGCCCACGACGUCUGGGCCGAGGACGUCGACCUCAGGGUCAACUUCGCCAUGGAAAUGGGAAAGGAGCGAGGGUUCUUCAAGGAGGGAGAUGUGGUGAUCGUCCUGACUGGUUGGCGCCCAGGCUCUGGCUACACUAACACCAUGCGUGUGGUUGUGGUUCCUUGAAUUAUGACUACCCUCCUUUCCCCUUCUCACCCCUCCACUGUCUUCCCCUUGUCCUUCUGCUCACCACCCCCUGUCCCAACACCAGGGCUGACUUGUACAUCCCCACAACAGUUUAAACUCACUGAAACAAACACCUGGUGGUGGCUUGACCAAUAGGAAAUCUCCUCCCCACGACAAUCCACUCCUCUCCAGGGUUCCCCUCAUGUAGGUGUGUUCUGUGCUCCCCCUGUACCCCAAUCUCCAGGGUAUCUGUAUGCGCCCACCAGAAACGGCUGUAUUUAUUCACACAAACAAAACCAUGUAUCACUCUUACAUUCAAACCAGAGUGAAAGGUUGCAGAGCUAUCGAUCUGCGCGUCCCGGGCGCUUUGAGGGGGAGGCGGGGCACACCUGCUGUACUGUAACUUGUAAACAAAACACACACUCCCAUUCCUAUAACGCGAACAAAAUGGCGGCGACCCGAAGCGAACAGCUUUUUAUGACCCUGUCAGUUAAACUCUUCUCCCAAACAGCUCCUUGUAGUGUUGUCUGUAUUUACAUUGUGCACUGUAUACUUGCUUUCUUUACACUCUCAAUCUACUGUAGACGAUGUUACAUUCUGUUAUACUUUUGUGAAAGGUGAAUUUAAAUUCUGGGCAUCCAAUACCACAUAUUUUGUCUAACAUAGAGAAAUCCUAUAAUGUAUUGGGUGUCCAUGUUAGUUUGACUACAGUAUUUGUUUUGUGUGUUGAAGUAUUCUUAAAGCCCUCACAUUUAUUUGUAUUUUGGUCAUAUAACUAAGUUGGCACUUAUGAACCACUGUAUGUAGGCUGCUACAUGGUUCUCUCAAAUUAGUGCUGUAUGAAUUCAGUACUUUGAGGGUCUUUCAGAGGGCACUGGGGGGUGGAUAAAGGGAUGAGUUGGACAUGCCCCCCCCACAACCUCUUCAUUCCUCCUGCACCUGCUCUCUUGUUCCUGUCGGUGAUCUAGUGUGUGUCUAAAUGUCCAACUGCUUCUUUGAUUGUGAUGGUAGGGUGUAAGGUCUAACAAUGUUGACUGGUGUAAUGAGUUGUCCUUCAUGUCUGACUGGAUUUCAUUCAUUAAAAGAGACGAGCACCU